AUGGCUAGUGUGAGUGAUAAAAUAAUCAGACUCAAUGCUUUCCAAGAAGUCAGUGUAAGUGUGUGCAGCCCAUCGGAAAUUGUGUCAGUUGAACUUAUAGAUGGUAGUGCUGAAAUUUUUGGUGUUGAAAUGAUUAAAAAUGCAGUGAGAACAUUUUCUUCCUCUUUUGCUGUGCAUACCAGCAGUGGUUGUUCUUUGAAGUUUAUUGGUGCUCCAGCUGGAAUUAGAACUCAAUCCACUAAUUCUGUUAUCUAUGACAUUCACAAAAAUCUUCAAGAUAGUAGGGAAAGAGCAUUUAAGGAUGGCAAAUUAGGGCCUAUAGUGUUAUUUACUGGCCCAACUGAUGUUGGUAAAAGUACAAUUACCCGCUCAUUGUUAAACUACGCUGUUCGAUGCAAUACACAGCCCAUAUUUAUAGAUUUAGAUGUUGGCCAAAGCUCAAUAUCGUUACCAGGCACUGUAGGUAUAUUGCCCGUUGACUGUCCUGGUGAUCUUGUCAAAGGAUAUUGCGAACAGAAACUAUCUGUUUACUUUUUUGGUCAUAAGAGCCCAGGUUUUAAUAUGUUACUAUACUUUGAGCUCAUUAAUAAACUAAGUGUCACCAUGUAUAAUCGUUUAGAAGUUUCACCGAAGAUUUCUUCAUCAGGUACCAUUAUUGAUACGUGUGGUUGGAUUACUGGACAAGGUUAUUUGGCGAUACUUCAUGCUGCCAGAUCUUUCCAGGUUUCAACAGUAUUUGUUAUAGAAGAUCGAGAACUUUAUGCUAAUCUUAGACAAGAAUUGCCUACAGCCACAGUAACAUUUUUAAACAAAUUAGAUGGUGUUACAGUAAGAAGUAAGGCAUUUCGAACUAAUAAAAGAAAGGAGCUCAUUCAGGAAUAUUUUUAUGGUGCUGACAGAAUUUUAAACUCUUAUUUAUUUGAAAUAGAAUAUCGAGAUUUUCGCAUAAUAAGGAUAUGUAACACUGUUAAUAAAAUUAGCCAAUAUAUGUAUGAUGAACCUCAUAAAUAUCUUGAUAUUAAAAAUGUCCCACUGGAUCAUUUAAUGAUCAAUCAAAUUUUAGCUAUCAGUUAUGCUAGUACUGUUGAAGAAGUAAUUACAACAAGUGUUUUGGGAUUUAUCUGUGUGAAAGAUAUAGAUUUUGAAAAUCGUAUAUUAAAGGUUUUGUCUCCUCAACCUGGACCUUUGCCAAAUAAUCUUCUAAUCGCAGGUGAUAUUUUCUAUGAAACCUAG
This is a messenger RNA of Parasteatoda tepidariorum (common house spider), 1233 nucleotides long. Its product is annotated as protein CLP1 homolog. Lineage: Eukaryota; Metazoa; Arthropoda; Arachnida; Araneae; Theridiidae. Gene Ontology annotation, cellular component: nucleus. The record is from RefSeq and is a predicted model, not a curated record. Gene Ontology annotation, biological process: tRNA splicing, via endonucleolytic cleavage and ligation; mRNA 3'-end processing. Gene Ontology annotation, molecular function: polynucleotide 5'-hydroxyl-kinase activity.